Camelina sativa (false flax) is the source of this 621-nucleotide messenger RNA. The record is from RefSeq and is a predicted model, not a curated record. NCBI's taxonomy places the organism in Eukaryota, Viridiplantae, Streptophyta, Magnoliopsida, Brassicales, Brassicaceae.
AACAACAACAACAUGGUAUCAUCCUCUCUGUCCUCGUCUUCUUCGUCUAUAAAGAAAUCUUGGAAAACAAGAAUUUGCCUCGAUUCUUUACCGGAAGAUCUUCUCGUAGAGAUUUCGUCAUGUAUCGCAGCUUCUUCCUUGUCAGAGGUUCGUAAUCUCAGAUUAGUUUCGAAACCGUUUCGACAUAUUUGCGAUGAUGGAUAUGUUCUCCGCAGACUUUCGCUCCAAGAAACCCCUCUGUUCCCAUGGCAUCGCGACCAUGAAACGUUCUCCAAUUUUUUCAAAAGAUGUCGCAAGAAUGGAAACCCCGAAGCUUUGUAUCGCAAAGGAUUCAUCUACUACUUUCUACAGAACCGUGAGCACAAAGGACUCAAACAUUUAGCUAAAGCUGCAGAAAAAGGACACAAAGAGGCUAAAUAUGUCUAUGGGCUGAUUCUGAUCUGUCUUGGAGGCCAAACAAAACAAAAGGGUUUCAAGAUCUUGUCUUCUGUUACAAAGCCGUUGUUGUCAACUACGAUAGAUGAGCUGCUGGAACUUCGAUACAAGAUUGAAAAGAUUAGAGAGUUCGUUUGGAAAAUUAUCUAUUAAAUUACUAAUUUCAAUGGGAAAAUAUGUGCAAUU